Vanrija pseudolonga is the source of this 930-nucleotide messenger RNA. RefSeq lists its product as uncharacterized. NCBI's taxonomy places the organism in Eukaryota, Fungi, Basidiomycota, Tremellomycetes, Trichosporonales, Trichosporonaceae. The transcript has a single exon. The record is from RefSeq and is a predicted model, not a curated record. The coding region runs from base 1 to 930 and encodes 309 amino acids.
AUGACCAACCCUCCCGGCUUCGAGCCCCACUUCUCCUACUCCUUCAAGUCGUUCGUGCCCGGCUGGCAAGCCAGCAGCUCUGGCGCCGCGGGUGCCUCAGCAGGUGCCAGUGCCGCCGGCGCUGCGUCCGCCGCAGCCGGGGCCGGUGGCGGCGGCGGCUUCCCGCCCCCCAACGCACACUACCACAACUACUACGGCGGGCGGUAUUACCGCCCGCGCAGGUUCGGCUUUGGGCGCCGCUUCGUCUGGUUCGGUCUCGGCGCCAUGGCCGCCACCUGGUGGAUCAGCCACAAGACGCACCACGACGAGCGCCGCAAGCUCUGGCACCAGGAGAUGCGCGACCGCCACCCCAACGCGGCCUUCCCCGAGGCGCAGCCGCCAUAUAAAUUCGACUGGACGAGCCACCGCCCUGCAUUCCCAUGCUCUGAGCGUGCGCGUGCGCCGCCUGCCGAGCCCGCCACCCCCGCAGUCGCCAUCCCGACCGAGUUCCCCAAGCCCGCCCCCGUCGUCGCCGCUGUGCCUGUCCCCGAACCCGCCAUCGUUGCUGCUCCCGUUGUCGCCGCCGCCCCUGCCGCCCAGGCGCCAGUAGCGGACGACAAGCCCCGCCGCUCGUGGGGAUGGCGUGCGCGCCGCCGCGAGCAGGCCGAGCGUGAGAAGGCCGAGCGUGACGCCGCCACUGCCGCUGCCGCCGCCACCCCCGCAGUAGUCCCCGAGGACGAGAUGGCGCGUAUCCGCGAGUCAGUCGAGCGCCUGUGGGAGGAGCGCGUGCGUGAGGGCCGCGAAGCGCAAGCGCGCGCCGAGGACGCCGCCCGCGAGUAUGCGCGCGAUAAGCUCGACCGCCUGAGCUCAACCCUCGACCGUCUCCGCGAGACGCUGGACCAGCCCAAGACUGGCAGCGACGGCAAGCCGCGCGACGGGCGCAUGGUGUAA